Molecule: messenger RNA, 1866 nt
Organism: Meyerozyma guilliermondii ATCC 6260
Lineage: Eukaryota; Fungi; Ascomycota; Pichiomycetes; Serinales; Debaryomycetaceae
Exons: 1
Coding region: 1-1866 (621 amino acids)
Biological process (GO): actin cortical patch assembly; actin cortical patch localization; endocytosis
Cellular component (GO): actin cortical patch
Molecular function (GO): Arp2/3 complex binding
Source: RefSeq, a predicted model, not a curated record
AUGCAUAGCCCUGGUGGCACCCAACAUGGUCUGCCUCCAGUCACGUCAUUUCCCCAUUGCCAGUUUGUUCACCUGUCUUCACCAGAGGAGCCAGAUACCAAAGAAAGUGAUAUUCGUGCAAUCCUAAUUAAUAGCGAUCCGGGUGAAUGUAAUAAUAACAUUUCACUAUAUUUCAAGCAUGUGGUGGAUGCCUCGGUUAGCUCGGACGACACUUGUGAUAAGCGAAACUACCACAAGUUGUCUGUGUUUGCAUUGAAGUUACUCAAUCUGAACUUGUUCUCCAAAAAUUACAGUUUGUGUUUGGGCAAAAUCUUGAGCCUUCUUACCGUUUUUACCGAAGUGGAAGAUACUUCCAACGGUGGUGAAGUCAAUUGCAUUAAGGAGUUUGCAUGUGUUUGUCUUUUACUCCUUCUAAAAAUGAAAAACGAGUCACAAGAGUCCUCUUCGAAAAAUGAUUCUCUUCUGCUCAUUAAUAUCGAUGUCCUAUUUACUGUUUUGCGGAAGUUGAAUCUUGUCACCAUUUUGUCGCGCUUCAUAGCCUGUCAUAUCCGAUCCUUGGAUGAAGUUGUGACGUCGUCGUCAUAUAUACUCUUGAAAUUUGCAUGCGACAUAAUAUUUGAGUAUCUCUACUAUUGGGAGCUUUUAUCGGAUGAUGAGUUUUUCUCGCUUACGGUCGAAACUGCAUUGGUGCCUGUUUUAAUAACCCACCUACUUUCCCAUAAUAAGUUUUCUGAUUCUGAUGACAGGGAAGGUGAAUGGGAGGAUGAAGCGAAUCUUAUGGCCUACGAGGAACUUAAACUCUUACUUAUUGUAAAUGAGCAGUACCUCAUGAAGUCUUAUUAUACUGAUACAAUCACGAAUCAGGUGUUCAAUGGCUUACUUUUACAUGGCGACUCUCAAUUGGAUACUCAAGUGAGAAUUGCAAAUUUCAUCAACUUGUUGGUUUAUCACAUUAAUCGUGAAGAAUCGUCGAUAGUCAAGAUUCUCAUUCUCAAGUUCUUAUACUUGGUAUUCACAACUUCUUACACUACGAAGCUUGUGUACCUUAACGAUUUGAAGAUCCUCGUGGAUAUUUUCAUAAGAGAGCUCAAUAACCUUGACUAUUCUGACGAUAUAGGUCAGGAAAACAGAGUCCUUAUAAUCACCUAUUUAAAGGUUCUUCGCCCACUUUUAACCUUCUCACAAAUAAGUGAAUCAGGAUACAAGAACGAAGAGAUUAUUGAGCUUUUGAGAAACUUGAUCUCUAACUCCACCGCUGGAUCGGUAGAGGCAGAUUCGCCUAGAAGUCAUCAAGUACAAACCAUUGCAAAGUUAGCCAUGAAAUGUUUGGCUAUUCCAUGGUUAAAAACAAAGAAAGCUACAGAUGUAACACCGGUCAAAAGAUCAACUUCGGCCUCUUCUUUGAGUCUGCUUGCUGAAAACAUGUCGAUAGACCCAGAAGAUGAUCCAUUUGCAAGAGUUGCAUCGGUGAGAACUUCCACACACGCAGACUAUCAUAAACACACAACCUCUCACAAUAAUGAAGACGUUCAAAGGUCGCAAAUCAUUGCGAACAAUGGUAAUGUAUUUUUAUCAGCAGCGGAUAAAACGCUAAAUUCGGGACACACGGUAGGUACCAAUUACUCUGAUACUCUGAAGCUUUUAGAUUUACCAAAGGAAUUUCUACAGAAGCAUGGGGACCGGCCGAUGUCGCCUUUCACCUCUGACCUACGUUUCGUGGAGUCCAGAAAUUCAUCGUCGUCUUCGAUCGCAUCAGCCUCGCUGGUGACAAUGAAGGGCAAAAAGAAAAAGGCCCCUCCGCCGCCUAAUCUUAAAAUUCUGAGUAUGUCUCCACCUCCGCCUCCACCUCCCAGAAGAAGACGCUAA